UAGGAGGAUAGAGGUACGUAGGGCCUCCCAACUCCUGGGCUUGUCACCUGUCGCCCCAGCGCCAGCCCUGCCACCAGUGAGUAGUAGGAGUGGUUGUGUCAGUGCGAGCGUGCGCGGCGCACAUAUAUACCGGCCGUGCCCGCCCCCGAUCCAUGCUCUGCACCGUCCCACCACCUCCUCGUCCCGGGCGAAUCGAGGUAGAACGAGCGAGCAGAGUGGUCUGGUGAGGUGGCCGAUUAUGGGGCGAGGCAGGGCACCGUGCUGCGCCAAGGUCGGGCUCAACAGGGGCUCCUGGACGCCGCAGGAGGACAUGCGCCUCAUCGCCUACAUCCAGAAGCACGGCCACGCCAACUGGCGCGCCCUCCCGAGGCAGGCCGGCCUGCUCCGCUGCGGGAAGAGCUGCCGGCUCCGGUGGAUCAACUACCUGCGCCCCGACCUCAGGCGCGGCAACUUCACCGCCGAGGAGGAGGCCACCGUCAUCAAGCUGCACGCCUUGCUCGGCAACAAGUGGUCCAAGAUCGCGGCGUGCCUGCCCGGGAGGACGGACAACGAGAUCAAGAACGUCUGGAACACGCACCUGAAGAAGAAGGCGUCGGAGCAGAAGCCAGGCGUCGGCGGGAGCAAGGGCGAGCCGGCCGACGGAGACCCCGACACGCCCGUCCCCUCGUUGUCUUCGGCGUCCUCGUCGAUGACGACAAGCGAGGGGUCCAACGGCGGCGCCGGGGAGCAGUGCGGCACGAGCAACGAGCCCGAAACGAUGGACGUACCGUCGCCUCUCGAGCUGGAGCUCGAGCCGGUCAUGGACAUCCUGGGCAUGCUGGCCGACGCGCCCACGGAGGCGCUCGCGACGGCGGCGCCAAUGCCAACGUCUUCGUGCUCGUCGUCCUCCCCGACGACGUGCGCCGGGGGCGGCGGCGGGGUGGAGGAGCUGCUCGAGCUGCCGGACAUCGACAUGGACGCCGACAUCUGGAGCAUCAUCGAUGACGAUGUCGCGCGCCUACAACAAGGCGAUGCAACAGUGCCAUGUACGACCAAGGCCAGCCCGGAGGAGGAGGGAAACGAGUGGUGGUUGGCGGAUUUGGAGAAGGAACUCGGCCUGUGGGGGCCCACGGAGGAAUCCCAGCCCCAGGCGGGCCCACACGACCAGAUAGGCUACCCGGGCCAGGACAUGGAAAUGGUGAUGUCCUCCUCCUACCCGCAGUCCAGAUCGGAUCAUGAGGCGUCCAAUUCUGAAUAGAAGGCUGGGAUCCACGGCGGUCCCAUCGGAUGCACGAGAUCAAACAUUACAACUUGGAGAAGUUUUUAACGAAACGUUUGAGUUGCCUAUUUGAUGUCAUUGAUGAUAGAAUGCACAUACAAAUUAAAGGAAUGAAAAUUUAGGUCAAUACAAGGCCAAGUAGCACGAGUACCAUCUAGAUACAUCCAUACCUGCGACAAGUAAUUCGGAACGAAGGAAGUAACAGUUUUUAACCAAAUGUACCAUGGCAUGUAUGCAACAGCACUCCAUGGUUCAACAGCCAGCGAGAAGUGCUAUGCAAACAUGCGUACCGAUGUUGUAUGUCAUUUGGUUACUACAGUUCGUAAUAAGAAAUUGCAACUAAUUUGUACUGUA
Messenger RNA from Triticum urartu, 1612 nucleotides. RefSeq names its product myb-related protein Zm1. The record is from RefSeq and is a predicted model, not a curated record. Lineage: Eukaryota; Viridiplantae; Streptophyta; Magnoliopsida; Poales; Poaceae.